Molecule: messenger RNA, 4474 nt
Organism: Erinaceus europaeus (western European hedgehog)
Lineage: Eukaryota; Metazoa; Chordata; Mammalia; Eulipotyphla; Erinaceidae
Gene: SCAP
Product: SREBF chaperone
Exons: 23
Coding region: 453-4295 (1280 amino acids)
Biological process (GO): SREBP signaling pathway
Cellular component (GO): Golgi membrane; endoplasmic reticulum membrane
Molecular function (GO): sterol binding; protein binding
Source: RefSeq, a predicted model, not a curated record
CUGAGGAGACUGAGGGGGCUGACGGGGUCCCCGGGGGCUGAGGGCGGCGGCUGCGGUGUCCCUGGUGACUGGUCUGUGCGCGGCUCGGCGAGGGGGCUGCUCAUCCCCGUGAAAACGCCAAGUUUCUCCGCGGGCGUUCCCGAGGGCCGAUGCGGUGACCGCCCGGCUGAGCUGCCGCCUCGGAUCGCUCCGAAAUGCGGCCCCGGCGGCGGCUUGUGCGGGGCGCCGACGCCUCCCCGCUGUGCCCCGCAUCUUUGCGGCGAUCACUUGGCGUUUGCGUGGUUUCCGCUGGGCGAGCAUCCCGGAUUUACGGGGAGGACAGCAGGGGAGAGCGAGCCGGACGUCGCUGUGGUACCUGCAGAUGUUGUCCAUCUCCAUCAGUGCUGUCCAAAGUGUGCCUGGCUGAUCCAUGGUCACUUUCCGGGAUGGCAGCAAGGUGACUUCAGCUGAGAAUGACCCUGACUGAAAGGCUGCGGGAGAAGAUAUCUCAUGCCUUCUAUAACCAUGGACUGCUCUGUGCAUCCUACCCCAUCCCCAUCAUCCUCUUCACAGGGAUCUGCAUCUUAGCCUGCUGCUACCCACUACUGAAACUCCCUUUGCCAGGAACAGGACCUGUGGAGUUCACCACCCCUGUGAAGGACUACGUGCCCCCACCUGUGGCCCCUGAGCACAAGCCAAGAGAGCCCAGUGAACAACCAGAGUGGUAUGUGGGUGCCCCAGUGGCUUAUAUCCAACAAAUAUUUGUGAAGACUUCAGUGUCUCCCUGGCACAAGAACCUCCUGGCAGUGGAUGUGUUCCGCUCGCCCCUUUCCCGGGCUUUCCAGCUGGUGGAGGAAAUCCGGAACCACGUGCUGAGAGACAGCUCUGGGACCCGGAGCCUGGAGGAGGUGUGCCUUCAGGUGACUGACCUGCUGCCAGGCCUCAGAAAGCUCCGGAACCUGCUCCCUGAACAUGGAUGCCUGCUGCUGUCCCCUGGGAAUUUCUGGCAGAAUGACCGAGAACGCUUCCACGCCGACCCUGACAUCAUCAGGACCGUUCACCAGCAUGAACCCCAAACACUGCAGACCUCAGCCACUCUCAAAGACUUGCUGUUUGGCGUUCCCAGCAAGUACAGCGGGGUGAGCCUCUAUACCAGGAAGAGGAUGGUCUCCUACGCCAUUACCCUAGUCUUCCAGCGCUAUCAUGCCAAGUUCCUGGGCAGCUUGCGGACGCGCCUGCUGCUACUGCAUCCCAGCCCCAACUGCAGCCUUCGGGCGGAGAGCCUGGUGCACGUGCACUUCAAGGAGGAGAUCGGCGUUGCCGAGCUCAUCCCCCUCGUGACCACCUACAUCAUCUUGUUCGCCUACAUCUACUUCUCCACACGCAAGAUCGACAUGGUCAAGUCCAAGUGGGGGCUGGCUCUAGCCGCUGUGGUCACGGUGCUCAGCUCGCUGCUCAUGUCUGUGGGGCUCUGCACUCUCUUCGGCCUGACGCCCACCCUCAAUGGCGGGGAGAUUUUCCCCUACCUUGUGGUGGUUAUUGGCUUAGAGAACGUGUUGGUGCUCACUAAGUCAGUUGUCUCAACCCCAGUGGACCUUGAAGUGAAGCUGCGCAUUGCACAAGGCCUGAGCAGUGAGAGCUGGUCCAUCAUGAAGAACAUGGCCACUGAACUGGGCAUCAUUCUCAUUGGUUACUUCACACUAGUGCCUGCCAUCCAGGAGUUCUGUCUCUUUGCUGUGGUGGGCCUGGUGUCUGACUUCUUCCUUCAGAUGCUGUUUUUCACCACUGUCCUAUCCAUUGACAUUCGCCGGAUGGAGCUAGCGGACCUCAACAAGCGGCUGCCCCCUGAGGCCUGCUUGGCUUCAGCUAAGCCGGUGGGGCGGGCAGUGCGCUUCGAGCGGCAGCUGGCUGUGCGGCCAUCCACACCCCACACCAUCACGUUGCAACCGUCUUCCUUUCGAAACCUGCGGCUUCCCAAGAGGCUACGUGUCAUCUACUUCCUGGCACGCACCCGCCUGGCACAGCGCCUCAUCAUGGCUGGCACUGUCGUCUGGAUUGGCAUCCUCGUAUACACAGACCCAGCAGGGCUGCGCAACUACCUCGCUGCCCAGGUGGCCGAGCAGAGCCCACUGGGCGAGGGUGCCUUGGCUUCCAUGCCUGUGCCCAGUGGUGUACUGCCUGCCAGCCACCCGGACCCUGCCUUCUCCAUCUUCCCACCUGAGGCCCCUAAGUUACCUGAAAACCAGACACUCCCAGGGGAGCUGCCUGAGCCUGGAGGACCCGCAGAGGGUGGCCAUGAUAGCUCAGUCCCAGAGGUAACCUGGGGGCCGGAGGACGAGGAGCUCUGGAGGAAGCUGUCCUUCCGCCACUGGCCGACACUCUUCAGCUACUACAACAUCACACUUGCCAAGAGGUACAUCAGCCUGCUGCCUGUCAUCCCCGUCACUCUCCACCUGAACCCCAGAGAGGCUCUGGAGGGGCGGCACCCUCAGGACAGCCGCAGUGCCUGGCCCCCUCCAGGGCCCCAACCCAACGGGGUCUGGGACACAGGCCCCAAGGGACCAGGCAUGACACAGGCUCACAGAGACAUCACCCUGUACAAGGUGGCGGCGCUUGGCUUGGCUGCAGGCAUCGUCCUCGUCCUACUGCUGCUCUGCCUCUACCGUGUGCUCUGCCCCCGCAACUAUGGGCAGCCCGGCGCGGGGCUCGGCCGACGUCGGCGCGGGGAGCUGCCCUGCGACGACUACGGCUAUGCCCCACCCGAGACGGAGAUAGUGCCCCUUGUGCUGCGUGGGCACCUCAUGGACAUCGAGUGUCUGGCGAGUGACGGCAUGCUGCUGGUGAGCUGCUGCCUGGCGGGCCACGUCUGCGUGUGGGACGCUCAGACCGGGGACUGCCUCACGCGUAUCCCACACACAGGCAGGCAGCGCCGGGACAGUGGUGUCGGCAGUGUGUUGGAGGCGCAGGAGAGCUGGGAGCGGCUGUCAGACAGCGGGAAGGGCGGCCCGGAAGAAGCGGGGCACAGCCCUCCCCUGCGGCACCGGCCCCGGGGCCCUCCUCCUCCUCCGGCCCUCUUCGGAGACCAGCCUGACCUCACCUGCUUGAUCGACACCAACUUCUCUGCACGGUUGAAACCCUCGGAGCCUGCUCAGCCCGAGCCCCGGCACCGGGCAGGCUGCAGCCGCUCUCGGAACUCUCCGGGCUACGACUUCAGCAGCUUGGUGCAGCGGGUCUACCAGGAGGGGCUAGCUCCCAUCCACGCACCGGCACAGCGGCCCCCGUCACCGGGGCCCACCCUGCCACAGGCCCCUGAGGAUGAGGGAGGCUCUCCUCUUGACAAGAGCUCCCCGUCUUUCGCCUGGGCCCCCAGCACAGACGGCUCGAUCUGGAGCCUGGAGCUGCAGGGCAACCUCAUCGUGGUAGGGCGCAGCAACGGCCGGCUGGAGGUGUGGGACGCCAUCGAGGGCACGCUAUGUUGCAGCAGUGAGGAGGUCUCCUCGGGGAUCACGGCCCUUGUGUUCCUGGACAAAAGGAUCGUGGCUGCCCGCCUCAAUGGCUCUCUUGAUUUCUUCUCCUUGGAGACGCAUACAACCCUCAGCCCCCUGCAAUUCCGAGGGACCCCAGGAUGGAGUAACUGCCCCACAUCCCCCCUGUAUAGCAGCAGUGACUCAGUGGCCUGCCGCCUGACCCACACGGUGCCCUGUGCACACCAGAAGCCCAUCACGGCCCUGAAGGCUGCUGCAGGGCGGCUGGUGACUGGCAGCCAGGACCAUACACUAAGAGUGUUCCGUCUGGAAGAUUCAUGUUGCCUCUUCACCCUUCAGGGCCACUCAGGGGCCAUCACUACUGUGUACAUUGACCAGACCAUGGUGCUGGCCAGUGGGGGACAGGACGGGGCCAUCUGCCUGUGGGACGCGCUGACCGGCAGCCGCGUGAGCCACAUGUUUGCGCAUCGUGGGGAUGUCACCUCUCUCACCUGCACCGCCUCCUGCAUCAUCAGCAGUGGCCUGGAUGACCUCAUCAGCAUCUGGGACCGCAGCACGGGCAUCAAGCUGUACUGCAUUCAGCAGGACCUAGGAUGUGGAAUGAGCUUGGGUGUCAUCUCAGAUCACCUGCUGGUGACUGGUGGCCAGGGCUGUGUCUCCUUUUGGGACCUAAACUACGGGGACCUGUUACAGACUGUCUACCUGGGGAAAAUGGGCGAGGCUCAGCCUGCCCGGCAGAUCCUGGUGCUGGACAAUGCCGCCAUUGUUUGCAACUUCGGCAGUGAGCUCAGUCUGGUGUAUGUACCUUCCGUGCUGGAGAAGCUGGAUUAAGGGCAGGCUACGUGGCGACCCCUCACUGCUAUACACACAGGCCCUCCAUGCCCAGAAGAGGGGUGGGGUGUUUUGUGGGGCCAAUGCACUGGACUGAUCCUGGGGAGAGGACCCAGGUCUUGUGGGAGCACCUCUGAACUGUCCCAUAAAUUGUAAUAUUAAAUGUUUUUUUAAAGAUC